Molecule: messenger RNA, 1666 nt
Organism: Physella acuta
Lineage: Eukaryota; Metazoa; Mollusca; Gastropoda; Physidae
Product: tubulin alpha-1 chain
Biological process (GO): microtubule-based process
Cellular component (GO): microtubule
Molecular function (GO): structural constituent of cytoskeleton; GTP binding
Source: RefSeq, a predicted model, not a curated record
AGCUGUGUUCAAAUUGAGUGUCGUUUAAUCCAGUGCGCAUGUUUUCCGCGCAGAACCUGAUCUCGCAAUUGACACCUCAAGUCGAAGUGAGCUCAAGGGUAAAUUUUUGCUUGUUUCCCUAGUGCUGACAAUGCGUGAGUGCAUCUCUGUGCAUGUUGGGCAGGCGGGAGUCCAGAUGGGCAACGCCUGCUGGGAGCUCUACUGUCUGGAACACGGCAUCCAGCCGGAUGGUCAGAUGCCGUCUGGGAAGAACCACGGCGGAAGUGACGACUCGUUCAACACUUUUUUCAGCGAGACCGGCGCGGGGAAACACGUCCCGAGGGCGGCGUUUGUGGACCUGGAGCCUACGGUUGUGGACGAGGUUCGAACUGGGACCUACAGACAGCUAUUCCACCCCGAGCAGCUGAUUACAGGCAAGGAGGAUGCCGCUAACAACUACGCCAGGGGUCACUACACGGUCGGCAAGGAGCUCAUUGAUUUGGUGCUGGACCGUAUCAGGAAGUUGUCUGACCAGUGUACGGGAUUACAGGGGUUCCUCAUCUUUCACAGUUUUGGUGGUGGCACUGGCUCUGGCUUCACAUCCCUGCUAAUGGAACGUCUCUCUGUGGACUACGGUAAAAAAUCCAAGCUCGAGUUCUCGAUUUACCCAGCACCACAGGUGUCGACUGCUGUGGUCGAGCCGUACAACUCCAUCCUCACCACCCACACCACCCUCGAGCACUCCGACUGCGCCUUUAUGGUGGACAACGAGGCCAUCUACGACAUCUGUCGCAGGAAUCUGGACAUCGAACGUCCAUCCUACACCAACCUCAAUCGUCUGAUUGGUCAAAUCGUUUCCUCCGUCACCGCCUCCCUGAGGUUUGAUGGGGCGUUAAACGUCGACUUGACAGAGUUUCAAACCAACCUAGUGCCCUACCCACGAAUACAUUUUCCCCUGGCCACGUACGCUCCCGUCAUCUCCGCUGAAAAGGCCUACCACGAGCAGUUGUCAGUUGCAGAGAUCACCAACUCGUGUUUUGAGCCAGCCAAUCAGAUGGUCAAGUGCGACCCACGCCGCGGCAAGUACAUGGCCUGCUGCAUGCUGUACCGUGGGGACGUGGUGCCUAAGGACGUCAAUGCUGCCAUCGCUACCAUCAAGACCAAGCGCACCAUCCAGUUCGUGGACUGGUGCCCCACAGGGUUUAAGGUUGGCAUCAACUACCAGGCCCCUACCGUGGUGCCAGGAGGUGACCUGGCCAAGGUCCAGCGAGCCGUCUGCAUGUUGAGCAACACGACGGCCAUAGCCGAGGCCUGGGCUAGGCUUGACCGGAAGUUUGACCUUAUGUACGCCAAGCGAGCCUUUGUCCACUGGUAUGUUGGCGAGGGUAUGGAGGAGGGUGAGUUCUCUGAAGCACGUGAAGAUCUCGCGGCACUAGAGAAAGAUUACGAGGAGGUCGGCGUGGACUCGAAGGACGCGGGCGGGGAAGAAGAGGGGGAGGAGUAUUAAAUCUACUGGAUCUACUUGACAAUCUACUGGAUCUACUUGACAGACUGAAUCUACUGGAUCUACUUGAAUACUUUAUUGAAUCUACUUGACAGAGAAAAUACAUGAGAUUGUAUCGAAGACGCUGUAUAGCUACUGUAUAGUUUACGAGUAUUAUUUUGUUAAAACUAUCUCAAUUGCUCA